This is a messenger RNA of Lachancea nothofagi CBS 11611, 561 nucleotides long. The record is from the annotation of a GenBank genome assembly. Lineage: Eukaryota; Fungi; Ascomycota; Saccharomycetes; Saccharomycetales; Saccharomycetaceae.
AUGUCGCGUCCAAUCAUUCUUUCCGGCCCCAGUGGAUCUGGUAAAUCGACUAUUCUGAAGAAACUGCUGGAGGAGUUUCCAGACAAGUUUGGGUUUUCGGUGUCUUCGACGACGCGUAAACCCAGAGCGGGCGAGGUGCCAGGUGUGCACUACAACUUCGUUACGGUCCCGGAGUUCCAGCGGAUGAUCAAGGACGAGGAAUUCGUCGAAUGGGCCCAGUUCUCGGGCAACUACUACGGCACAACUCUGGCCUCUGUCAAGGAAGUGACAGAGUCUGGCAAAACGUGCAUCUUGGACAUCGACAUGCAGGGUGUCCAGGCGAUCAAAAAGAAGGCCAACUUCAACGCGCGCUACUUGUUCGUGGCCCCACCUUCGAUCGAAAGUCUUCGGGAAAGACUCACUGGCCGCGGUAGUGAGACUCCUGAGUCGCUACAGAAGAGGCUUGACGCCGCUACUGCUGAGAUGGCGUAUGCCGAGUCUGGAGCUCACGACCAAAUUAUCGUGAAUGAUGUUGUCGAGGACGCCUACAAGCAACUGAAGGCGUUCAUCUUCUCCGAGUAA